GGUAGUACAGACCAGGCGCACGCGCACACCGGUCGUUUACGAUACAUAGGCGUGUCAUCGCGAAACCUAACAGUUUGUGUAUUUUUUUCAUACGAAUGUGAAUACAUACUAAUAAGAUGCUGGUGUGGAUAUGGCUGGGUUGCUUACUUGUCGCACUAGUUCUGCAUUUACGGCAGGUCUAUGGUACAUUCAAACGGCGAGGUGUGAAGACACCCCCCGUCAUCCCACUAGUCGGCAAUGCACUGAACAUUGUGUUACAGAGAUGGCAUGUUACUGAUGAAUUGAUUAUGCUUUAUAACAAGUAUUCUAACCAAAGGUUCUACGGGUACUUCAAGUUCACAUCACCGGUUCUGGUGGUUAGAGACAUCAAGAUGAUCAAGAAAAUUGCCAUCGAGGACUUUGAGCACUUUCUCGACCACAAUAGGAUCAUAAAUAAGGAUACUGACCCGCUCUUUGGGAGGAAUCUCCUCGCUUUGAAAGGUCAAGAAUGGAAAGACAUGCGGUCGACACUCAGCCCAGCUUUCACUAGCUCAAAAAUGAAAAUGAUGCUCCCACUGAUGGUAGAGGUUGGAAAUCAGAUGAUCUACUCGCUUAAGAAGAAAAUCAAGGAAUCUGAUCAGGUUUAUUUGGACAUUGACGUAAAAGACCUAACGACUAGGUACGCAAAUGACGUGAUUGCAUCUUGUGCUUUUGGCCUGAAGGUGAAUUCUCACAUGGAGAAGAACAACCAGUUUUACGAAAUGGGAAAAUCUAUUUUGAGUUUCAACAUUCGUCAGAAGUUAGUAGUUUUAGUGUUGUUGCUCUGUCCGAAGAUUGCUAAAAUAUUUAAAUUGACUCUGUUCAUGAAGUCGCAGCAGGAAUUCUUCCGAAAGUUGAUAUCGGAGACGAUGGAGAGCAGGGAGUUGCAGCAGACCAUUCGACCUGACAUGAUACAUCUACUAAUGCAAGCUAAGAAAGGAAAAUUGACCUAUGACGAGAAACCAAGCCAUGGCGCGGACACCGGUUUUGCCGCCGUCGAAGAAUCAUCCGUCGGCAAGAAAGUAAUUAACAGGG
Molecule: messenger RNA, 1053 nt
Organism: Hyposmocoma kahamanoa
Lineage: Eukaryota; Metazoa; Arthropoda; Insecta; Lepidoptera; Cosmopterigidae
Product: cytochrome P450 9e2-like
Exons: 7
Molecular function (GO): oxidoreductase activity, acting on paired donors, with incorporation or reduction of molecular oxygen; heme binding; iron ion binding
Source: RefSeq, a predicted model, not a curated record